AAGAUGCUGGCGGCCUUUGUCUCCCGCGUGUUGUCGGGUGUUGUCCAGAAGCCAGCUCGCAGAGUGCUGGUGGCAUCCUGUAACCACUCAAAUGAUGCUACAUUUGAAAUAAAGAAAUGUGAUCUUUAUCAGUUGGAAGAGGGACCCCCUGUCACAACGGUGCUCACCAGGGAGGAUGGACUCAGAUACUACAGGAUGAUGCAUAUUGUUCGCCGCAUGGAAUUGAAGGCAGAUCAGCUGUAUAAACAGAAAUUUAUUCGUGGUUUCUGUCACUUGUGUGAUGGUCAGGAAGCUUGCUGUGUGGGCCUUGAGGCAGGUAUAAACCCAUCGGAUCAUAUCAUCACUUCCUACCGGGCUCACGGCCUAAGCUAUUCUCGCGGACUUUCUGUCCGGUCAAUUCUCGCAGAGCUGACGGGCCGAAGAGGAGGGUGUGCUAAAGGAAAAGGAGGAUCGAUGCAUAUGUAUACAAAGAACUUCUAUGGGGGCAAUGGCAUUGUGGGCGCACAGGGCCCCCUGGGAGCUGGCAUUGCUCUGGCCUGUAAAUAUUUUGGAAACAAUGAAGUGUGUUUGACUUUAUAUGGGGAUGGCGCUGCUAAUCAGGGGCAGAUAGCUGAAGCUUUCAAUAUGGCAUCUUUGUGGAAACUACCCUGUGUUUUCAUUUGUGAAAAUAACCUCUAUGGAAUGGGAACAUCCGCUGAGAGAGCAGCAGCCAGCACUGAUUACUACAAGAGGGGCCAUUUUAUACCUGGACUGAGGGUAGAUGGAAUGGAUGUUCUGUGUGUUCGGGAGGCAACGAAGUUUGCGGCUGACUAUUGUAGAUCUGGAAAGGGGCCUAUAGUGAUGGAGCUGCAGACCUACCGUUAUCAUGGACACAGUAUGAGUGAUCCUGGAGUCAGUUACCGGACAAGAGAAGAAAUUCAGAAUGUAAGAAGUAAGAGUGAUCCUAUCAUGCUUCUCAAAGACAGAAUGCUAAACACCAAGCUUGCCAGUGUUGAAGAAUUAAAGGAAAUUGAUGCUGAAGUAAGGAAAGAAAUUGAUGAUGCCGCCCAGUUUGCUACAACUGAUCCUGAACCACCUUUGGAAGAAUUAGGCCAUCACAUCUACAGCAGUAAUCCACCUUUUGAAGUGCGUGGUGCAAAUCAGUGGAUCAAGUUUAAGUCUCUUAGUUAA
Messenger RNA from Cynocephalus volans (Philippine flying lemur), 1170 nucleotides. It is a transcript of the gene PDHA2, whose product is annotated as pyruvate dehydrogenase E1 subunit alpha 2. The record is from RefSeq and is a predicted model, not a curated record. The coding region runs from base 4 to 1170 and encodes 388 amino acids. Gene Ontology annotation, cellular component: intracellular membrane-bounded organelle. Gene Ontology annotation, molecular function: pyruvate dehydrogenase (acetyl-transferring) activity. The transcript has a single exon. Lineage: Eukaryota; Metazoa; Chordata; Mammalia; Dermoptera; Cynocephalidae. Gene Ontology annotation, biological process: pyruvate decarboxylation to acetyl-CoA.